Messenger RNA from Biomphalaria glabrata, 3318 nucleotides. Its product is annotated as glycylpeptide N-tetradecanoyltransferase 2-like. The transcript is spliced from 13 exons. NCBI's taxonomy places the organism in Eukaryota, Metazoa, Mollusca, Gastropoda, Planorbidae. Gene Ontology annotation, cellular component: cytoplasm. Gene Ontology annotation, molecular function: glycylpeptide N-tetradecanoyltransferase activity. The record is from RefSeq and is a predicted model, not a curated record. Gene Ontology annotation, biological process: N-terminal peptidyl-glycine N-myristoylation. The coding region runs from base 62 to 1672 and encodes 536 amino acids.
UUGGGCCGCCUAUAUGUAGAUUCUAUGUAUAUUAAUUCCGCAUUUUUAUUAAACCUGCAUCAUGGCCGAUGUCGACUCAUUACAUGAUUUGUCCGAUGCUGAUGGUGACCCAAGUGCCGUAGAAGCUGAUGCAGAAGACGAAGAAGCAAACGAGGAAAGUGUUGAUCCAUCACAGCGUAAGAAAAGUAAGAAGAAGAAGCGAAAAGCUAAAGAUACAGAGAGAUCUAGUGGGGACUCCGAUAAUCAGAUUCAUGAGGUUACGGAACACAAAUGCUUAGAAGUUCCAGACAAUGUCUCUCUCUCACAGUCUGGAAUGGAGGCUGAUUCUGAAAGUCAAGGCUCCCAAGACUCCAAAGCUGAGGAUGCACUGUCUGAACCUUGUAGUACUGAUAAAGGCAAAGCAAAGUCAACAGUUGAAGCUCAGAAGAUGGCCAACAUAACCCAAAUUCAGAAUGCUCUGGAACUGCUGGCACUACCACAGGGAGCAGCCCCUAAAAGUUUAGAUGAAGCUAAAAAGAAAAAAUAUCAGUUUUGGGAAACACAGCCUGUACCUAAAUUUGGUGAUGAAGACAUAACUGUAAAUGAGGAGAUAGAGAAAGAUAAGGCACCUUCUGAAAUUAGAUCAGAGCCGCUGACAUUGCCUGCUGGUUUUGUGUGGGAUACAUUAGACAUAAGUGAUCCACUUAUACUGAAAGAGCUCUAUACCUUACUGAAUGAAAACUAUGUUGAAGAUGAUGAUAAUAUGUUUCGUUUUGAUUACUCACCAGAAUUUCUUCAGUGGGCUCUUCAGCCUCCUGGAUGGCUAAGAGACUGGCACUGUGGUGUAAGAGUUAUCAAAAGUAAAAAACUGGUUGGCUUCAUAAGUGCUGUACCUGCUCAUAUUAAAAUUUAUGACAAAUCCAAAAAGAUGGUAGAGAUCAACUUUCUUUGUGUUCACAAGAAGCUUCGAGCUAAACGUGUGGCUCCAGUGUUGAUCAAAGAGAUCACAAGACGUGUUCACCAGCAGGGUCUGUUUCAGGCUGUGUACACUGCUGGUGUUGUGCUUCCCAAGCCUGUGGCAUCCUGCAGGUACUGGCACAGAUCUCUAAAUCCUAGAAAGUUGAUAGAAGUUAAGUUUUCUCAUUUAAGUCGAAACAUGACUAUGCAGCGGACUCUGAAGCUUUAUAAACUUCCUGAUCACCCAAAGACCCCAGGUUUUAGGAAGCUAACACCUUCAGAUGUUCCAGAGGCAUACCAGUUGCUUAAAAAAUUCAUGAAGAGGUAUGAUCUAGCCCCUUUGUUUAAAGAAGAAGAGUUUCGUCAUUGGUUUAUUCCAAGAGAUGGAAUAAUAAAUAGCUACGUGGUGGAGACAAACGGCAAAUUGACAGAUUUUGUAAGCUUUUAUUCCCUUCCAUCCACUAUUAUGCAUCAUCCAGUGCACAAAUCUCUGCGUGCUGCAUAUUCCUUUUACAAUGCUAGUUUUAAGACUCCAUGGCUGGAUCUCAUGCAGGAUACACUUAUUGAAGCUAAAAAUAUGGGAUUUGAUGUGUUUAACGCCUUGGAUUUGAUGGACAACAAAGACUUUCUUGAAAAGUUAAAGUUUGGUGUGGGGGAUGGGUUUUUGCAGUAUUAUCUUUAUAACUGGAAGUGUCCCCAUAUGGAAACCAAUCAGGUUGGCCUGGUGUUGCAAUGAUGACAAAAUGACUUAGAAAAUCUAUAUGAUUGAUGAUGUUUGUGGAUGACUGAGACAUCUGUGAUAAGAGCUCAGAACAUAAAAGUGAAUGUUCCUUCAAGUCAAUAAAACGUUUGGGUGAAUGAAUUGCAAGAACUAUUUUUGUUGUAACGACUUGAUCAUUUAUAUAUUUUAUAGCGUUUUGUUUGCUUGUGAAAAGUAAUAUGUAUGUGGUGUUUGAAGUCUUUUUUUGUUUUUCCUCUAUAGAAUCAUCUGAAUGUUUGAAAGAUUCAGUCUGUUUCAUGCUCUUUUUAAAACCAGUUGUGACAGAGUUUCUUUUUUAUACAGAGUGUACUGUGUAGUAUUCACUAUUUAUUUUUUUUUACACCGCCUAGUUCUGUUACAACUUUUCCUAUUCUUAAUCCACUAUCAUCAGCAUUUAUCAAAGUUCCAAGAUAAAAUCAUAAUCUUAUUAUCAUAGAUUCUCAAACUUGUACUUUUAUAUACAGUGUUUUAUGUGACAAUAUGGCUGUGUGAAACAAAUUGUGAGAUAAAACCUUUGUCAGUCAUCAAAAGUUAAAAGGUUAAUGAAUUCAUCGUUGUUUUAUGUUUUUAUAUCAUCUGUAAUACCUGAAUAUGUGGGCUAAUCAAGUUUUCAUUAUUUCAUAUGCCAAUCAAUUUGUUUCCUGUGAAGUAACAAAUGUGACAUCGUUUUAUUUAUAAUUAGUCAAGAGAAUUUUAAAUACUUGUUUAUGUUUCUAUUGACUAAUAACCACUUCAAGUGGUCAUACAAGCUAUCACUUGGAUUGUGUAAAACAUUACUUGACACUGGAAAGUAAAUAAACAGGUAAACUUAAGAUACUGGUAGUUUUCUUAAAUCUAAUACAUACGUCCAGAGCUGAAUGGUCAAUUACCAUGGAUACGGUAAUGAGAAAAAUCAUUGUGCUGACCAAUUCUUAAAUAUUAAAACAAGAAUUGCCAGUACUGAAUUCAGCAUUCAAUGUGAACUGCUUCAUGUAUGGGACUAUUGAGGACAGCUUAUUUUCUUUUUAUGUCAGAAAUGUCAUUUUAUGCAAGCCAGUGUAUAUAAUGAAAAUGUGGAAACGAGAUGAAAGAUAAUAGACCAUUAUAGGUUAUUUGAAUUUUUUUUUUUUACAUUUGCUUUUGUACCGGGUAUUUGUAAAUUUAUUAAUAAUGAUUUUUAAAUAAUCAAGUUUAGGCUUCGUAUUAUUAAGAUUACACCAAUUCAAUAUCACAGUUAUGAUGAGCAUUCUAUAACUAAAGACUAUACUGGUAAAAAUGCUGGACGCAUUAAUUGGACAUUCAGAAAAUAUUGCAAAGCUUUCGAAUAAAUCUAUUGUUUGAAAUGCUUUUGUAAAUGUAGAUUUGAUAUUUUUUCAGUUCAUUCAUGUUUGUGUUACUAUAUUUUACUCAAUUCUAGCAUAUUCUCUAGUGUAUCAAAAAUAUAGUUCACAAUUAGCUAUUCCUUAGCAUCCCAUGUUAUUUUCAAGAACAACUUUCUAUUCUCUCUGUGCUAGUUUACAUUAAUGUAGCUUUAAAAUAAAAGCUUCAAAAUAUGCUGUAUAUUUGAUUGCUUGUCACUAUGCUAUUUAACCAUUGAUUAUUUUUUUUUACAGUGUGUCCAUAAAUUAUUUAUAAAUAAUGCA